GCGCAGAGGGGGCGCGGGCGCAGUUCGGGUCGCGGAGGCGCCAUGGAAGGAAGCUACGAGGCGUGUGCCGAGGCCGCGGCCUGGCUGCGUGCCCGCAUCGGGGCUGCCCCCCAAGUGGGGUUGGUCUGUGGGUCGGGACUGGGGGCGCUCGCUCAGGACCUCGAAGAGCCCCGAACCUUCGCCUACGCCGACAUCCCCGGAUUCCCCCGCAGCACCGUCGCGGGCCACGCGGGGCUCCUCCUGGUGGGGCGCUUGGGGGGCGCCGUCGUCGCUGUCCUUCAGGGCCGUUUCCACCUCUAUGAGGGCUACAGCCCCGCCCAGGUGGUGAUGCCGGUGCGGACGUUGGCCUUACUCGGGGUUCACACUUUGGUUCUCACCAACGCCGCCGGAAGCCUCAGUCCCGAUCUUUUACCCGGAGAUCUUCUCGUGAUCCGGGAUCACAUCGAUCUGCCCGGACUGGGGGGGCGGAACGCCCUCGUGGGGCCCAACGACGAGAGGUUCGGUCCGCGCUUUCCCGCCAUGGCGGCCGCCUACGACCGCUCUCUGCGGCGGUUGGCGUUGCGUUGCGCUCCCGCCGCCCUCCGGCCCCGUCCCGGCGUUUACUGCGGCGUCGGCGGUCCCAGUUACGAAACCCCCGCCGAGUGUCGGCUCCUGCGGCGCCUCGGGGCCCACGCCGUCGGGAUGAGCACGGUGGCGGAGGCGGUGGCGGCGCGGCACUGCGGGCUGCGGCUCUUGGGGCUGUCGCUCAUCACCAACGCGGCGCCGGGAGACGACGACGACGACGAGGAUGACACGCGUGACGCCGCCGAGGACACGCGUGACGCCGCCGAGGACACGGAUAACGCCGAGGAUUUGGGACACCACGAGGUGUUGGCGGCGGCUCAGGAGGCCGCGCGGCACCUGCGGGCGCUGCUGGUGGCUCUCGCCCCGCGCCUCGCGCAGCGCCGCCAAUAAAACAUGGCGGCAGCGGCGCCGCAACACCCCCGAAACGGCCCCGUUCCGCCCUAAGGAGUUUGAUAGACCCAAAAAAGAAAUGCGUUCCUACACACAUUCUGGGGUCUCGCCUUCAAAUUGCUGAAUUUUUUUUGAAAUUCUCAAAAUUUUUGAAAUUUUCAAAAUUUUUUGAAAUUUUGAAAUUUUUUUUGAAAUUUUGAAAAUUUUUUGAAAUUUCAAAUUUUUUUUAAAAAGUUUGAAAUUUCAAAAUUUCAACAUUUUCCCUCAAAAUUUCCAAAUUUCCCUCAAAAAAGUAAUUUUCCCUCAAAAUUUCCAAUUUUUUUACAAAAAUUUUAAAAUUUUUUGAAAUUCUUGAAUUUUCAAAAUUUUUUGAAAUUUUGAAAUUUUUUCAAAACUUCAACAUUUUUCCUCAAAAUUCCCAAAUUUCCCUCAA
Cuculus canorus (common cuckoo) is the source of this 1387-nucleotide messenger RNA. It is a transcript of the gene PNP, whose product is annotated as purine nucleoside phosphorylase. Bases 43 to 954 code for a protein of 303 amino acids. Gene Ontology annotation, cellular component: cytoplasm. Gene Ontology annotation, molecular function: purine-nucleoside phosphorylase activity. The record is from RefSeq and is a predicted model, not a curated record. Gene Ontology annotation, biological process: nucleoside metabolic process. NCBI's taxonomy places the organism in Eukaryota, Metazoa, Chordata, Aves, Cuculiformes, Cuculidae. The transcript has 6 exons.